CUCUCUCUCUCUCUCUAAGCUUCCCUCCCGUUUCUCUUCUUCUUCUUCUUCCUCUCGCUCUCUCUCUCUCUCUCUCUCUCUAUUUCGAGGAGUGAUUCGAACUCUUACUCACCAAAACCCUAAUUCCAACGUAGAGAAACCCUAAUCUCUCUCUCUCUCUGUACAUAUAUCUCUCUCUCUCCCAUCUUCACCGCUUCUUCCUCUCCUCCUCCUUCCGUCUCUUCUAGGGCACAAUCAUCUACUCGAUAGGGCCAUUAGAGCUCGCGCUUCCUCGUUCUCGACGCGCUCGUUUCGAGGAGUAGAGCAUGGAGGGGGGCGCGGGCGCGUACACUUCCCGGAUGCCCGAGGACGUGUUUAGGGAUUUUAGAGCCAGGCGAGCCGGCAUGGUUAAGGCUCUCACCACUGAUGUCGAGAAGUUCUACGAGCUUUGUGAUCCCGAGAAGGAGAACUUGUGCCUUUAUGGACUUCCUGAUGAGACUUGGGAAGUGAACUUACCUGCUGAGGAAGUACCUCCAGAGCUUCCUGAACCAGCACUAGGUAUUAACUUUGCUCGGGAUGGUAUGGAAGAAAAGGAUUGGCUAGCCCUAGUUGCUGUUCACAGUGAUGCAUGGUUGCUUGCUGUUGCAUUUUACUUCGCUGCGCGGUUUGGGUUUGACAAGGAAGCUAGGAGGCGGCUUUUCAAUAUGAUCAACAAUCUCCCGACUAUAUAUGAAGUUGUCACCGGAACAGCAAAGAAGCAAUCUAAAGAGAAAACCCCAAACAGUAGUAGCAAGAGCAAUAAGUCUAACUCAAAGGCGUCUCGACAGGCAGAGUCCUAUACGAAAUCGUCGAGAAUGCCGCUCCCGAAGGAGGAAGAGAGCGGGGAGGAGGACGGGGAGCAGGAGGACGAGGAGGAGCACGGCACCACACUGUGCGGGGCGUGCGGCAACAACUAUGCGAGCGACGAGUUCUGGAUAUGCUGCGACGUCUGCGAGCGGUGGUUCCAUGGCAAGUGCGUCAGAAUCACACCAGCUAGGGCAGAGCACAUAAAGCAGUACAAAUGCCCCGACUGCAGCACCAACAAGAGGGCUAGGGUUUAGGGUGGUAGGUAAAGCCAAAGUACAUGUCUCGACAGCCCAGCUUGAAUGAGCUAGCUUUCAAGUUUCUCGACUUUGUUAAAUGCUUUGUUGUUUCGUAAUUAGGCACUUCAGCAUUGUUAUAGCGAAACCAUAACUUUGUAUGUCGAUGUGUCGGGAGCACUCUUCCCCUUUGGUGUUACUUAUUUGGCCACAUCAGUAAAUUAGGUUCAUCUCUUAUCUUGCGUA
Ananas comosus (pineapple) is the source of this 1304-nucleotide messenger RNA. Its product is annotated as PHD finger protein ALFIN-LIKE 5-like. Gene Ontology annotation, cellular component: nucleus. Gene Ontology annotation, molecular function: transcription coregulator activity; histone binding; transcription cis-regulatory region binding. The transcript has 5 exons. Gene Ontology annotation, biological process: regulation of DNA-templated transcription. The record is from RefSeq and is a predicted model, not a curated record. The coding region runs from base 306 to 1079 and encodes 257 amino acids. Lineage: Eukaryota; Viridiplantae; Streptophyta; Magnoliopsida; Poales; Bromeliaceae.